Messenger RNA from Suricata suricatta (meerkat), 911 nucleotides. RefSeq names its product dormancy-associated protein 2-like. The record is from RefSeq and is a predicted model, not a curated record. NCBI's taxonomy places the organism in Eukaryota, Metazoa, Chordata, Mammalia, Carnivora, Herpestidae. The coding region runs from base 176 to 757 and encodes 193 amino acids. The transcript has a single exon.
UUUCUAAGCAAGAGAUAGCUAGUGCUUCCUCCCUCCCAAGAGGUCGAAGUGGUUCUGGAAACUUCGGUGGUGGUCGUGGAGGUGAUUUUGGUGGGAAUGACAACAUUGGUCAUGGAGGAACCUUCAGUGGGCUUUGGUGGCAGUCUAAGUGGUGGUGGAAAGGGUGGCAGUGGGGAUGGCUGUAAUGGACAUGGUAACGAUGGCAGUUAUGGAGGAGGCAGCCCUGGUCACUCUGGAGGAAGCAGAGGCUAUGGAAGUGGUGGACAGGGUUAUGGAAGGAAGGCAGGGCAGUGGCUAUGGCCGGAGUGGCAGCUAUGACAGCUAUGACAACAAAGGAGGCAGAGGCGGUUUUGGCAGUGGUAGUGGAAGCAACUUUGGAGGUGGUGGAAUCUAUAGUGAUUUUGGCAAUUACUAUAGUCAGUCUUCAAAUUUUGGACCCAUGAAAGGAGGAAAUGUUGGAAGCAAAAGCUCAGGCCCCUAUGGGGUGGAGGCCAAUACUUUGCUAAAUCAUGAAACCAAGGUGGCUAUGGCGGUUCCAGCAGCAGCAGUAGCUAUGGAAGUGGCAGAAGGUUUUAAUUACUGCCAGGAAACAAAGCUUAGCAGGAGAGGAGAGCCAGAGGACAGGGAAGCUACAGGUUACAACAGAUUUGUGAACUCAGCCAAGCACAGGGGUGGCAGGGUCUUGCUGCUACAAAGAAGACAUGUUUUAGACAAUACAGAUGUGUAUGGGCAAAAAACUCGAGGACUGUAUUUGUGACUAAUUGUAUAACAGGUUAUUUUAGUUUCUGUUCUGUGAAAAGUGUAAAAGCAUUCCAACAAAGGGUUUUAAUGUAGAUUUUUGUUUUGCACCCAUGCUGUUGAUUGCUAAAUGUAAUAUAGUCUGAUCAUAAUGCUGAAUAAAUGUGUCUUUA